GAUUCAUGGCCACGUUCCUUGGACGACUCUGGAGCGAAGAAAGACUGGGGAUGGCAUGUCGAGUACGGACUGGACGAGACUGUUGAAGUGAUGUUUGCUCUGCUUCAACGAGAGGCCCAAGCAAAUGCCAACGUGAAUUCUGGAAAAACGCUGAACACAAACAAAGGAGCAAGCUGA
Molecule: messenger RNA, 177 nt
Organism: Haemonchus placei
Lineage: Eukaryota; Metazoa; Nematoda; Chromadorea; Rhabditida; Trichostrongylidae
Source: the annotation of a GenBank genome assembly